AUGGAGCUUAGUGCCCUGCUCCUCCUCGCUCUCACUGCUGGCUUCUUGUUAUUCUUCAUCAUCCAAAGUCAGCCAAAGACCCAUGGACACUUCCCACCAGGACCUCGUCCCCUGCCCUUCUUGGGGAACCUCUUGCAGCUGGACAAAAGAGGCCUUCUGGACUCUUUCUUGAAGCUUCAAGAAAAAUAUGGAGAUGUGUUCACAGUAUACCUGGGACCGAGGCCUGUGGUCAUAUUGUGCAGUACAGACACCAUAAGGGAGGCUCUGGUGGACCAAGCUGAGGCUUUCUCUGGCCGGGGGACAGUUGCUGUGCUCGAUCCAAUUAUUCAGGGAUACGGUGUGGCCUUUGCCAAUGGAGAAUGCUGGAAGACAAUCCGGCGAUUCUCUCUGACAGCCAUGAGAGACUUUGGGAUGGGAAAGCGAAGUGUGGAGGAGCGGAUAAAGGAAGAGGCCCAAUGUUUGGUGGAGGAACUGAAGAAAUACAAGGGAGCCCCCCUGAACCCCACCUUCUUCUUCCAGUCCGUUGCAGCAAACAUCAUCUGCUCCAUUGUCUUCGGAGAGCGCUUUGACUACAAAGACCACCAAUUCCUGCAUCUGCUGGAUCUGAUCUUUCAGACAUUUUCCCUCAUGAGCUCGUUGUCCAGCCAGGUAUUUGAGCUCUUCCCUGCCAUCCUGAAAUACUUUCCUGGUGCCCACAGACAAAUCGCCAAAAACCUCCAGGAAAUCCUUGACUACAUUGGCCAUAGUGUGGAGCAGCACAGGGCCACCUUGGACCCCUGCGCUCCACGAGACUUCAUCGAUUCCUACCUUCUGCGCAUGGAGAAGGAGAAGUUCAACCACCACACAGAAUUCCAUCACCAGAACCUCAUGAUGUCUGUGCUCUCUCUCUUCUUUGCUGGCACCGAGACCACCAGCACCACGCUGCGUUACAGCUUCCUGAUCAUGCUCAAGUACCCCAAUGUCGCAG
Grammomys surdaster is the source of this 967-nucleotide messenger RNA. RefSeq names its product cytochrome P450 2B19. NCBI's taxonomy places the organism in Eukaryota, Metazoa, Chordata, Mammalia, Rodentia, Muridae. Gene Ontology annotation, cellular component: intracellular membrane-bounded organelle; cytoplasm. The record is from RefSeq and is a predicted model, not a curated record. The transcript has 6 exons. The annotation marks the transcript as partial. Gene Ontology annotation, biological process: xenobiotic metabolic process. Gene Ontology annotation, molecular function: iron ion binding; heme binding; oxidoreductase activity, acting on paired donors, with incorporation or reduction of molecular oxygen, reduced flavin or flavoprotein as one donor, and incorporation of one atom of oxygen.